Messenger RNA from Alternaria arborescens, 1881 nucleotides. RefSeq lists its product as hypothetical. The coding region runs from base 1 to 1881 and encodes 626 amino acids. Lineage: Eukaryota; Fungi; Ascomycota; Dothideomycetes; Pleosporales; Pleosporaceae. Gene Ontology annotation, biological process: regulation of DNA-templated transcription; DNA-templated transcription. Gene Ontology annotation, cellular component: nucleus. Gene Ontology annotation, molecular function: transcription cis-regulatory region binding; DNA-binding transcription factor activity, RNA polymerase II-specific; zinc ion binding. The transcript has 4 exons. The record is from RefSeq and is a predicted model, not a curated record.
AUGAAGUGCCACAAGAUGGCGCAAGACACGCGAUUACAAAAACCAAGCUCAAGAGGUCAAGAGAACGUUGCGACGACGUCAGGCAACGGUGAAGGUAUUACGAGGCCUCCAGCAACAUCAUCCAGGUGGUCUUUGCCUCAACAUGCCAACCACGGUGUUACCGAGGCAGGUGAUGCGGAUGCAUCGAUAGAUACGCAUGCCGCUCAAAGGUCAACUUCCAGAUUGGGUUCCCGUCCCCACUCAACACAACGUUCAGGUCAUGAUUUCUGGACGGAGAACAGAGGUUUUCGACUUUCUGACAUCCUCAACCGGCAGAUUACAAGAGGAGACUUCUCUUUGCAAAACGUGCUAAGUACUGAACACGGAAAUGCGCCGGAAGAAUGUAACCAGAAUGUAUCGGAAAAUGAUCCAGUUAACAAAGGCCUGGUCAACCUCCAUUUCGCUACCGAGCUGUUCGGUGGAUUCAUGAAGCACCUAAAUCCUUUUAUCAGCCAACUGGAUCCUUCCCUACAUGCCUUCGAGUAUGUCAGGGAGGUGUCUUCUUUCCUCUCCACCGCCGUUCUAGCGGCAGCCGCAAAAUUACUGCACCCUGCACUACAGAAGCCCUUACUCUCCCAUGCUGAAGAGCUUUUCUUAGAGAGCUUUCGCUGUGGUUCGAAGUCGCCAGAGACAGUACAGGCGAUACUCAUUCUGACAUAUUGGAAGGAGCCACGCGACAAUCGUGUAUGGCUGUCUGUAGGCCAUGCUAUCAGAAUGGCCAUCGAGCUUGGUUGGCAUAAUUUUGGGAGUGGUGCAAUGAAACCCCCAGAAAACGCGUCUGACCGUCAAGCGAUGCAAUUCAGGAACAUCGAGAGGACCUGGCUAGUCUUGUUUGUGUAUGACCGAAGCAUCAGCUUGCAGACCGGCAAACCUUGGAUGAUCGAGAGGAGCAGCUAUCUAGAGUCAGUAAGCAAUUGGCAUCUACACCCUCUUGAAGUGGCCAACGACAGGCUACUUUGCGCAUUCGUAUCCCUACGCCUCAUCACUUCCACACACUUUGAGAUGAUGACGACCCAAUAUGCACAACAUCAACGCCAGGACCCCUCGCAGUUCCGAUCAUUGCUGCGUGUGCUUGAUCGAAAGAUUAUCAACUGGCAAAGGAAAUGGACGGAAACAGUAUCCGAGCGGGGCGAGGAUUGUCAUGCCUUUUUGGUACCGUUCUACGGCAGCUAUGCACGGCUGCUCUUAUUCACUUCCUCACUGCGUGCAUCGAUUAGGUUGAAAGAUAUCGAGACAUCAGUCGAUACGGAGGCGAUUUGGAAUAGCUAUUCCAGCGCUGUCGAUAUGCUCAAGCUUGUAUCUGAUCCCUCUUCAUCACAGCUCGUAUACUUUGCGCAAGACUCUGUACAUGUCAUGAUCGCUUACGCGACAGUAUUCCUCAUCAAGCUCUUACUCUCAGCGCCGUCAUACAUCCGAAUCGAGAUGGAAAUGCCAGCUUUGGACGGUAUACGUAACACAGCGGAAGUCUUCGACAAACUUCAAGCACCGGCAGGUACAAGCUGCGCCUUGCAAGCAGCAUUUUUACACAAUGUUUUGGUCCAACACGAAGCAAUGAGAGAGCAGCGCUCAUCCUCGCGUUCGCACAUCCCCGCCGCACCCGCCGCGUCUACCGCACCUACCGCGAACGUGGACACUACAGCCCACGAAUCCACGCUGCCUCAUGCACAAACUACCCAAAGACAUGGAGUUGAUACAAUGUACGAUGAUCAGGAUGCGUAUCAUUAUGCAUCGGAAGAUGCAUCAACAUUCGAUAUGAAUUUUGUGGAUGACGAAGCCUGGGCGUUCAUGUUCGCUAACGCUGGCUUCAACAUUGGCCAGGGCGCAUUCAUGUCACCGACUUGA